GGUCUGAUUUCAGUUCAUUGUGAGCCGUCGAAGCGGCAAGACGUGAGUGUUUCUCAUUUGUUGAAGACAGUUAUUAAAUAAAUAGUUGUUCUUAUCAUUGACAUGAAAGCUGCGAAUUUUCGCUAUUAAAAUGGACAAACAUAAAUACAUUGACAGCAAUGACAAUGUAAUUUAGUUGUUUCUCAAAGCUACACAUAAAACAAAAAACCAAAAAGUAACACAAAACAAAAAAGUGCAAAUCAACAAGUUAAAAAAAACGAAACAGAGCUUGGACGCUUUCAGGAUCUCAGAGCGACAUAACCUACAUCAAUAUCAAAUUUACAUAACACAAGCUCAUUUGGCCAGAUACCAGAUUGCACCAUGGCCAAGCUGGAUCUCAUUCGACUGUGGUGCGUGGGAUUUUUGCUGCUAGCCUACCUGGCGGCACAGAGGAACGCAUCAGCAUCUCUAAGAAGUAUUGAAGAUGACGAUGAAAAGCUCAAUAAAACUGAUCUCGGCUCGGACACGGUGCCAUGCUCUACGAUUGAAUGGGCGAAAUCGUCUGAUUGCCCCAAAGAUAGCAAACAGAUAUCCAGUUUUAAGUUCGUGGGACGGCAAAAACCAUGGUGCCACGAACGCAGUUGCAAGUGCAACGAAUGCCCGCGGAAACCCACUUGCAGUCCGGGUCAGGUGCUCCAUGAACUGAGCACAGGCAACGGACAGCCGGGCACGUGUUGCUCCAAAUACGAAUGCGGCCCCAUACCAGAAUGUGUUAAGGGCAGCCCCACCAUUUAUUGGAGUAAUAGUUGCACCAAAUGCUCCAGCUGCCAUGAAAUGUGCACCUCAGAGUGCAUACAGCACGACAGUUCACCCGAAAACUGUCUCUCCAGCGAUGGUCAGAUGAAGUCGAUCAACGAAACCUGGCUUCAGGGAAAUGGCUGCGAGACUUGCACCUGCUUCGAUGUCAUAGGACGAAUUUGCGAAAGUGUUUUCUGCGAACCUCCAGAAUGCUCCAAUCCAAAGAAAGGGCCAAACGAUUGCUGUGCCAUUUGUACAGAGUCGGAUAUCAUUACCACAGAGGCAAUUCCUCACAUAGAAAGCGACCCAACUACUGGGAGCAAGUCACCUGCAUGGGACAGCAGCCCAACUACUGAGCGCAGUUCAACAGCGAAGCCAAGCUCAACUCCUGAGAGCAGCCCAACUACUGAGAGCAGCCCAACUACUGAGAGCAGCUCAACUACUGAGAGCAGCUCAACUAGUGAGAGCAGGUCAACUGCAAAGGGCAGCCCAACUACUGAGAGUAGUCCAAGUGCGGCCCCUGAGAUCAGCUCAACUGCUGAUACCACCUCAACUCCUGAGAGUAGCCCAAUUCCUGAGAGCAGCGCAACUACUGAGAGCAGCUCAACUGAUGAAAUGACACUCAAUGAGGACUCGCAAGAGCUGAACAGUGAGGAGACAUUUGAAAAUGAAACUGAACAGCCGGAAGACGGAGAGACGAUGGGCGUGGAAAUUACCAUUAAACCUUAUAUAGAUAGCUCAGAGCGGAACAGCAGCAGCACAGCUAACACCAUGGAGUAUACAACACUCUCGGCCUCAACCACGCAGCAACCAAGUCCUUUGUUCACAUCGGCACCGGCCGCACAGACGCCUGAGUCGACCAGCUGGCAUCGUGAGUCAACCAUCGAUGAUGCUGAGUAUCAUUAUCCGAACAAUUCUGAUGAUGCAGUGCGUUCAAACAAGCAGAUACCUCAAUGGAAAUCACUCAUCUUCAUCUUCGUAGGGGCUGUGGUAGUUUCGGCCCUUAUUUGGCCAUGUUACAAACGCUGUAAGAAAGGCAAAUCGCUGUACACCUCGGUGCCGUGCUCGGAAGCAAAACUGGCCGAUAAACACACAAGCGCACAACUAACUAAUAUACUGAUUGAGCAGCCAUCGAUGGAGAAACGACUAAACGAGACUGUAGAAUAAUUCAAUUUCAUUCCCAUAUACAUACAUAUAUUCAUAGAAGUAGUAUAAAUAUAUACUAAUUUAUAUUAGUUUUAACUGCAAACGACGUUAAAUUUGUUAAGUUUGUCAAGAAGGCUCCGUCUAGACAAUGCUCCAACAAAAGCAGCUAUUUAUGUAUUAUUUCAUCAACACAAAGCACUCAAAAUUAAGAAAGGCAUUCUAACUAACAUUCUAAAAGUAAAUUAUAUUAUCGAUCUGUAUAAGCUACAAGUUCAUGCAUAUAUAUUUAUCUAUAUACGUUAAGAAAUAACUAUGUUAUAUGAGGUCAGACCCCCAUUUAGCCAACUUUUAAGUGGGCUCUGCGUAGUAGAAUAUACACAAUCUAAUACAGUUAUUUCUUAACUUAACAAUUCAUUGUGAUAAAACUGUAUUAGAAAACAUCUAAAAUAUAUAUAAAGAAAAAACUAAAAUAAUUGAUAUACCAAAAAAAGUAGAAUAAGAAACAUUUCUAGCAUCUCUCCCCCAAAUACGUUAAAAGCAAAUAAAACGAAAAACUGAACAAA
Molecule: messenger RNA, 2486 nt
Organism: Drosophila hydei
Lineage: Eukaryota; Metazoa; Arthropoda; Insecta; Diptera; Drosophilidae
Gene: Rcd2
Product: flocculation protein FLO11
Exons: 4
Coding region: 361-1944 (527 amino acids)
Molecular function (GO): protein binding
Source: RefSeq, a predicted model, not a curated record